AUGGCAUUUUUCGGGCUGGUCAAGAGGGUUACACGAAUAAGCCGAAGCAAUUCGAGGGUCAGAGUGUACCCAACGAGGUCCUUCCAAAGCAAACAUGGCGAAGAUGAUGAUAAGCUUCCUGUUCUGAUCGUCGGCGCUGGACCGGUGGGCCUCGUUUUGUCCAUCCUUCUCACCAAACUAGGGGUGGAAUGUGCUCUUGUGGACAAAGCCACAAGCUUCUCCAAACAUCCACAAGCACAUUUUAUCAACAACCGAUCUAUGGAGAUCUUUCGUAAAUUGCACGGAUUAGCUGAGGAGAUUGAAAGGUCACAGCCUCCUGUCGACUUGUGGAGAAAAUUUAUAUACUGUACAUCCCUCUCUGGUUCAACUCUUGGCACAGUGGACCACAUGCAGCCUCAAGAUUUUGAGAAAGUUGUCAGCCCGGCUUCGGUUGCCCACUUCUCGCAGUACAAAUUGACAAAUUUAAUGCUUAAGCGGUUGGAAGACCUCGGCUUUUCUGUUCAAAGUUCCAAAGAGCCAGAUGGGCUUGAGCUUGACUCUGUUGUGGCGAGGCAAAUUCUUAUGGGUCAUGAGUGUGUGGCGAUUGAUGCUAACAAGGAAACUGUUACCGCAACUGUUUCUUUUCUCAAAGGAGGCAAGUAUAUGAAAAGAAACAUUCAAUGUAGUAUUCUGAUUGGCGCUGAUGGUGCUGGGAGUGCUGUAAGAAGGCUCACAGAUAUUAAAAUGCAAGGGGAAAGGGAUCUACAAAAGCUUGUUAGUGUCCAUUUCAUGAGCAGAGAGCUCGGCGAGUAUCUGAUCAGUUGCAGACCAGGAAUGCUAUUUUUCAUUUUCAACACCGAAGGUAUAGGAGUUCUUGUUGCCCAUGAUCUUCUGCAAGGAGAAUUCGUUUUCCAGAUUCCAUUCUAUCCACCUCAGCAGAGUCUAUCCGAUUUCAGUCCCGAGAUGUGUAAGAUGCUGAUUUUCAAGUUGGUUGGAAAAGAGCUUUCAGACUUGAAUGUAGCAGAUAUUAAACCGUGGGUAAUGCAUGCUGAGGUCGCUGAGAAAUUCUUGUGCUAUGAGAACAGAGUGAUACUUGCUGGUGAUGCUGCUCACCGGUUCCCGCCUGCUGGAGGCUUUGGAAUGAACACUGGAAUUCAGGAUGCUCAUAAUCUUGCAUGGAAAAUAGCAGCUCUUGUUCAAGGUUCUGCAAAAUCUUCCAUUAUUAAUACCUAUGAAGCAGAACGUAGGCCGAUUGCCCUUUUCAAUACUUCACUCAGUGUUCAGAACUUCAGAGCAGCUAUGUCGAUUCCAUCAGCGCUAGGCCUUGACCCAACAGUUGCAAACUCAGUUCAUAGGUUUAUAAACCAAACAGUCGGUUCCAUCCUUCCAACUGGGCUGCAAAAGGCAAUCUUGGAUAAUGUCUUUGCGCUAGGUCGUGCGCAGCUUUCAGAAUCUCUAUUGAAUAAGAGCAAUCCACUGGGAUAUCAGAGACUCAACAGGCUAAAGAGCAUCUUCGAAGAAGGAAAAAGCCUUCAACUACAGUUUCCUGCAGAGGAUCUUGGUUUCAGGUACCUAGAGGGAGCAAUUGUUCCUGAUAACAAGUCCGAAGCUGAUGAUCCAGGAGUACUGAGCGGUCGUAGAAGAGACUAUGUUCCUUGUGCUGAACCAGGUUCAAGACUGCCUCACAUGUAUGUGAGAAUACUGUCAGAUUCCAAAAGAGAGGUUGUAUCAACACUGGAUCUUGUUUCAACAGAGAAAGUGGAGUUUCUACUGCUAAUAUCACCAUUAGAAGAAUCCUAUGAGCUAGCUCGUGCUACAUUCAAAGUGGCAAAAGAGUUUAUGGCUAAUGUAAAGGUGUGCAUUGUAUGGCCUAGUAGCCAUGAUGGUGUGGAAGGGGAGAGCAAAUCGGCAUUAGCUUCACUGGAAAGUUAUGUCGAUGUUAUGGAAGUUAAAAAACAAAGUGGCGAAGAAACUUCUUGGUGGAGUAUUUGUAAAAUGUCGGAGAGAGGAUCUAUUUUAGUCCGUCCCGACCAACACAUUGCUUGGCGUGUGAAGUCUGAUGUUCCUUUAAAUCCUACUCUGCACAUGAGAGAUGUCUUCUCCAUCAUACUUGGUAGACACUGA
This is a messenger RNA of Arabis nemorensis, 2103 nucleotides long. Lineage: Eukaryota; Viridiplantae; Streptophyta; Magnoliopsida; Brassicales; Brassicaceae. The record is from the annotation of a GenBank genome assembly.